AGACUGUAACAUCUAUAACAUCUUCACAACAAGAUAUUGUUGAUGAUAAUUUGGCUAGUAGCCUUGAAUUCAUAGAAAUAAUAUAUAAAGAAAAUAUUGUAACUACUAUUUCUUAUAAGUCAGGAAAAAUCGAGCAUUUUCCAAAAUAUGAAAAAGCAUGUGAUGCGGAACAUGAAUCAAUAAAAGCUAAUCAGGCUGAAAUUUUAUACUGGAGUAAUUUUAUUAUAGUACUUGACAAAAGUCUUGAUGAACUCAUGGUUAGAGAUAAAGUAAAUAUAAAAAAAGCUAAAGGUCAAGUUUAUGAUUUUAUUAUUGCACAAAAUCCUGAAUUCAUCGAUAACCAGGACAAUUCUUCAGAUGACUUACCCAAAACUGAUGUAGAUGAGAAAACUUUACCAAAAAUUGAGAGAAAGCUAUCAAAAGAGAUGCGUAAUCCAGUUAUUAAUAAACUAACUUCACAUUUUACUGACUCACCAAAGUUAGAUAAGAAUUAUAGUAUUGAUACUAAAAGUGAGCAUCAAACUGAUUCCUAUUUGGUUCUCGGUUCACAUUGUCCACUAUGUAGAGAAAAUCAUAUGAGUUUAAAUAGUAAGUGGUGGCUAGAUAGUCGAAAUAAAAAUACAUAUUAUUUAUAUUGCACUAAUUUAAAAGAGCUAGGAAUUUUAUAUGAUGAUGUACUAAAAGCAUAUUCUAGUAAUUUGGAACUAAUUCAAGAGUUAAAAACUCAAUGCUUCACAAUACCCAUUCCUUGGAAUAAUGCUCUUAUCUUACCAGAUAAAAGUAUAGUAGUAGAAGCAUAG
Messenger RNA from Dentiscutata erythropus, 800 nucleotides. Lineage: Eukaryota; Fungi; Glomeromycota; Glomeromycetes; Diversisporales; Gigasporaceae. The record is from the annotation of a GenBank genome assembly.